UAUCCAGGGAAGGAGGGAGGGUGCUGUGGAAGAGCUUGGGGUCUCCUGGAACCCAGCCUUGGAGCCUGAGAUUGGCACAUCUCCUGGGAUCGUAACCAGAGCUCCGUGAUGCAGGCUGCCACCACGGAGGGCCAGCCUUUGGCCCUGAGCUUGGCAGAGAAGGCUGUGUGCAAGGUGGUCUAUGGUGCCCCUCGCCCCCGCCCCCUGCUACUGCCUGUGGGCCUGGAGCUGUGGAUGUAUGUGCAGAAGAUGCGCAACCUACAGAGAAAGAGGAUGGAGGCUUCCUGUCUGGAGCUGGCACUGGAAGGCGAGCGGCUGUGCAAGGCAGGCGACUUCAAGGCAGGUGUGGCCUUCUUUGAGGCCGCCGUGCAGGUGGGCACUGAGGACUUGAAGACACUGAGUGCCAUCUAUAGCCAGCUGGGCAAUGCCUACUUCUAUCUGAAGGAGUAUGCCCGGGCCCUGCAGUUCCACAAACAUGACCUCCUGCUGGCACGGGCCAUUGGUGACCGCAUGGGGGAGGCCAAGGCCAGCGGGAAUCUAGGCAACACACUCAAGGUCCUAGGCCGGUUCGAUGAGGCCAUUGUCUGCUGUCAACGACACUUGGACAUUGCCCAGGAGCAGGGGGACAAGGUUGGGGAGGCGAGGGCCCUCUACAACAUUGGCAAUGUGUACCACGCCAAGGGCAAGCAGCUGUCCUGGAAUUCUGCGCAGGACCCCGGGCACCUGCCACCUGAUGUCCGUGAGACGCUGUACAGGGCCUCUGAGUUCUAUGAGAGGAACCUGUCCCUGGUGAAGGAACUAGGCGAUCGCGCAGCCCAGGGCAGGGCCUAUGGCAACCUGGGUAACACCCACUACCUACUGGGAAACUUCACUGAGGCCACAACCUUCCACAAAGAGCGCCUGGCCAUCGCCAAGGAGUUUGGAGACAAGGCGGCUGAGAGGAGGGCCUACAGCAACUUGGGCAAUGCCCACAUCUUCCUGGGCCGCUUUGAUGUGGCUGCUGAACAUUACAAGAAGACGCUGCAGCUGUCUCGGCAGCUCAGGGACCAGGCAGUGGAAGCGCAGGCCUGCUACAGCCUGGGCAACACCUACACGCUGCUGCAGGACUACGAGCGUGCUGCUGAGUACCACCUGCGGCACCUCGUCAUUGCCCAGGAGCUGGCUGAUAGGGUGGGAGAGGGCCGGGCAUGCUGGAGCCUGGGGAAUGCCUACGUGUCCAUGGGGAGCCCCGCACAGGCCUUGACCUUUGCCAAGAAACAUCUGCAGAUCUCCCAGGAGAUCGGAGACCGGAACGGAGAGCUCACAGCUCGCAUGAAUAUUGCCCAGUUGCAGCUGGCGCUGGGCCGGCUGACAAGCCCAGCAGCGGCAGAAAAGCCAGAUCUGGCUGGCUACGAGGCACAAGGAGCUAGACCCAAGAGGACACAGAGGCUGAGCGCCGAGACCUGGGACCUGCUGCGACUUCCCCUGGACCGGGAGCAGAAUGGAGACACCCACCACACAGGGGACUGGAGGGGGCCAGGCAGGGACUCGCUCCCUCUCCCCGUGAGGAGCAGGAAGUACCAGGAAGGGUCAGAUGCCAUUGAGAGGAGACCACGGGAGGGCAGCCACUCUCCACUGGACAGCGCUGAUGUGAGGGUCCAGGUGCCUCGUACGGGUAUUCCCAGGGCCCCAUCUUCGGACGAGGAGUGCUUCUUUGACCUGCUGAGUAAGUUCCAGAGCAGUCGUAUGGAUGACCAGCGCUGCCCCCUGGAGGAAGGCCAGGCAGGGGCUGCUGAGGCCACAGCUGCCCCAACCCUGGAGGAGAGGGCAGCUCAGCCCUCCAUGACAGCUUCACCACAGACUGAGGAGUUCUUUGAGCUCAUUGCCAGCUCCCAGAGCCGUCGGCUGGACGACCAGAGGGCUAGCGUGGGCAGCCUGCCUGGGCUACGCAUCACCCUCAACAAUGUGGAGCACCUCCGAGGCGACGGGGACCCCCAGGAGCCAGGGGAUGAGUUUUUCAACAUGCUUAUCAAGUACCAGUCCUCCAGGAUUGAUGACCAGCGCUGCCCACCCCCGGAUGUGCUGCCCCGAGGCCCCACCAUGCCUGAUGAGGAUUUCUUCAGCCUCAUCCAGAGAGUGCAGGCUAAGCGGAUGGAUGAGCAGCGCGUGGACCUUGCUGGGAGCCCGGAGCAGGAGGCCAGUGGGCUGCACGAGCCCCGGCAGCAGUGUCCACCAGGUGCCAGCUAAGGCCUCACCCCUCCAGCCAGGCAUGCCCUGCCCUGGACUCUGGGGACUCAGUUGUCCACAGUGGCCAUAACCCCUUGAUAAGCCAAAUCAUCCCAAGGCCAUGAUGGAGAGCCAGCUCAGCCCCCAACCCCUUCCCACUGAGCCAGAUGGUGGGCACCCAGCCCUCAAGGAACCCCCAUCCCAGGGUGGUGGGCUCAGGUUAGAGCUGCUGUAUGGGGGAGGGCAUGCUUCUGACCCCAUAUGGCCCAUAGCUUCCUGCAGACCCCGCCCUACCCUGCUCCAGGCUGGGCCUUCAGCAUGUUGGCCCCAAGCCCCGGUGCUGUCCAGACCCUUCUCCCUCAAGCCCUGCCCUGCCAAAUGUGAAAUUCUGCCAACUUCCCCAAGCUCCCCAGGGGAGCCUCAAAGACUCUUCUGGGGGCUACAGUGGCACGGCAUGUUCUGUCCCCCAGCUGGUCCUGGGAUGGCUAUGCAGGAGGUACACUCUGUAUUCUGCCUCACCUCCCCAGGGCAGGUCCUAUUCUGGCCUGUCUGUGCCCAACUCCACUGCAGGAGAUUGACAUCUGCAAAGUCCAGACACCCUGACCAAGUAGUCCCCAGCCUUUGAGGAAAGAUGAACCUUCUCCAGCAGGGGGACAAGGCAAGCUUCCAAGCUAAAAACACAGGCAGGGUCUUGUCCUAGAAGGACUUACCCUGCUGGGUGGCAGUGGGUAUUCACGAGGUAUCUGCUUAGCUAGAUCCUCCAGUCCCCUCAGUGAACACACACCCCUUUCUACUAGGGAAAUGGUACCUUGGCUUUCUCCUCAAGGGAUCCAGCUGCAAGAUCUGAGUUGGACACAGGGCACUGUAGUUGGGGUGGAGAUUCAGGCCGGACUGCUGGGGCAUCCAUGAGACAGACCUUUGGGGACUAUAGUCCCAGCUCUUGCCUGCAGAUCCUGCAGGUAGCCCUACUGGAGGGUUCUGUACCCAGGGCCUCUUACCCUGCAGCCUAGGAGGGGGCUGGGGUAAGGGAAACUGAAGGGCCAGCCCUGUGAUCAACUUCUAAGAGGCAACAGCACCCCAAGGGCAGAACAAAUACCAGAGCACAGGGUCUUGGGCGGGACGUAGUGGCCGCCUGCAUACUUGAAUGUACAUGCGUAUUUAUUGCUCACACGUGUUUGCCAUGUUAUCCACGGGUUCUUUCCAACCCGAGAGGUACGUUUUUGUUUUACCCAGAAAUAAAGCGUCUGCCAAGUGAG
This is a messenger RNA of Arvicola amphibius (Eurasian water vole), 3461 nucleotides long. RefSeq names its product G protein signaling modulator 1 (gene Gpsm1). The coding region runs from base 109 to 2226 and encodes 705 amino acids. The record is from RefSeq and is a predicted model, not a curated record. The transcript has 14 exons. Gene Ontology annotation, molecular function: protein binding; GTPase regulator activity. Lineage: Eukaryota; Metazoa; Chordata; Mammalia; Rodentia; Cricetidae.